This is a messenger RNA of Dreissena polymorpha, 2486 nucleotides long. RefSeq lists its product as uncharacterized. The record is from RefSeq and is a predicted model, not a curated record. The transcript has 4 exons. Lineage: Eukaryota; Metazoa; Mollusca; Bivalvia; Myida; Dreissenidae. The coding region runs from base 475 to 789 and encodes 104 amino acids.
UAAAGGUGAACUGUCGAUUUUAUAACGAAAAAUGCAUUUUUAUAAAUAUGUAUAUUCUAAAACGAGUGGAAUCAUCAAGAGCUAUGGCAAACAAUAUUGCGAUACUAAAAAACGAUGUUUUUGUUUUCCGUAAACCGCCCGGGUAUUUCCGCCACCUACUUUGGUUGUGACGUCACAGGCACUCAACGCGCAUGACUCGGAUACACGUCCAUUGUUAUUACGAAUCGAAGCGUGAACAAAUCGCGCUUAAUGUCAAAUUUGACACUCAAUACUAUUGACAAUAGAUCUAUCAUGUUAGCAUAAUACAAUUCUUUAACACAAGUUUUAUUGAAAUCGUGUGCUUUCUCUGUAUUUUUUGCAUGACAAUCGUUAUUCGAUAUGGUUCAGUGUGUUGCUUUCGGGUGCAAAGAACGUGAGGAAAAGGGAAAGAAGGUUUUUUUUCCGUUUUGCGAAGGAUGAUGUUACUUGUAAGAAAUGGAUAAAGGCAGUAAAUUCCAGGAGCCUAUUCUAAAAGGAACCGGACCCAUAUUCAUCAUGUGUGGAAGAGUCUGUGAAGAAAUGUCUUGUGAACAGUCGCCUGUUCGGAUCAGUUAUCCUGAAUCACAUUUUGAUAAUGUGUAUUCGCAAUCAUCACAGACAUCUGAGAUGGUUGUAUUUCGGCCAACAGAACAUAAGGGAUUCACUGUCAAACCACAGGGAAAGGACUCUCCUAUCCUAAGUACAAGGCUGGACACCAUGUGGUUAAAGCAGUUAAAGAGAAUUGCACUUAUGACUAUGUUGAUGAACUAAUGGCAGAGCUGCUUAGGAUGAAAGAGGAGUACAAGAGCGAUGCCAAUGCAAGUGCUGCCUCUGGCAACAUUCUGUUUUCACCGCCACCCCUGUCUUCAUCUGCAAACAGAAUCCUGAAGUCAGAGGCUGUGCAGAACCAUCGUUCGCGAUUUAAUUAGCGAACAGGGAUGGAAAUUAGUGGUUGCCCGUUUUGUUGUAUAGUUAUCUAUUACUUUUAAAGAAAGUAUUGGUUACACAUUACACUACAUGUACAUAGUACUGGGCGCGUUGAGGCUUACGAUGGGAAACCAAAAAACUAUAGAUGGUUGUCCAUGUGGGCAACUAACUGUAAAACGUUAGUUUCCAUCCCUGGCGAAGCAAAAUCCAAUGUAUGAGUCGGACGGAAAUCUCUGGCUGCCACAGUGCAUGACGGAAGAGGUUGUCGGUCCUUCUUGCUCAGACGGUGCCAAAUCCAACGAGCCAGUCUUCUAUAUGCAAUGAAUCUGUAUACUCUGAAGUUAUAAAUGUAUAAGGAUACCAUUAUGAUAAAUAUUAGUAUGUUUAGUAAAACAAAGGUACUUUUCAACUUGACAAUUACACAAGCCAUGCUGUGGCAGAUUCUUACUUAAGUUUACAGUUUAACAAACUUAUUCAGCUUGAAUAUAAUAUUAUAUAAUAAUAUUUUACUGAAAAUAUGUCAGAAAUCAGAUUUUGUAAGCAACUUCACAUCAUGUUGUAGCAGGUUGUUAUUAUAGUGUACUUUUUAAAAAAUUAAACAGCUUGUAUUUAUAUUUUUAUUUCAAAUGUUGAAAAAUAAUAAUGAACUGGCAUUUGUAAGUAACCAAAAAUCAUUGUAUAGCAAAUUGAUACUUCAUUUUACAAUUAGAUAACCCAGUCAUCUUGUAUACCCGCGUAUUUUAAUGUUGAUUAAAAUUGUUGUCUUUUUUAUGUUAUUUAUCCACCGCCAGAGGCGGAGGGAUAUUGUUUUGGCGUUGUCCGUCCGGCCGGCACUUUUGUGUCCGGAGCCAUAUCUUGGAAGUGCUUUGGCGGAUUUCAUUGAAACUUGGUAUGAGUAUAUAUAUGCAUAAGAGGAUGAUGCACGCCAAAUGGCAUUGUACACCAUCUGUUAAAAACAGAGUUAUGGCCCUUUGUAUCUUGAAAAAUGCUUUUUACUUUAGGCACUUUUGUUUCCGGAGCCAUAUCUUGGAAGUGCUUUGGUGGAUUUCAUUGAAACUUGGUAUGAGUAUAUAUAUGCAUUAGAGGAUGAUGCACGCCAAAUGGCAUUGUAUACCAUCUGUUAAAAACAGAGUUAUGGCUCUUUGUAUCUUGAAAAAAUGCUUUUUACUGUAUGCACUUUUGUGUCCGGAGCUAUAUCUUGGAAGUGCUUUGGCAGAUUUCCUUGAAACUUGGUACGAGUAUAUAUCCCCCGCCAGAGGCGGAGGGAUAUUGUUUGGCGUUGUCCGGCUGCCCGUCUGUCCGUCACUUUUGUGUCCGGAGCCAUAUCUUGGAAGUGCUUUUGCGGAUUUCAUUGAAACUUGGUAUGAGUACAUAUAUUGAUAAUAGGUUAAUGCACGCCAAAUGGCAUUGUACACCAUCUGAUAAUAACAGAGUUAUGGCCCUUUGUAUCUUCAAAAAAAUGCUUUUUUAGUGUCAAAUAAAGCACUUUUGUGCCCAGAAGUAUAUAGGCGGGGGAUAUCAAUUCAACGAAUUUGCUUGUU